Messenger RNA from Leptopilina heterotoma, 635 nucleotides. RefSeq names its product sulfiredoxin-1. NCBI's taxonomy places the organism in Eukaryota, Metazoa, Arthropoda, Insecta, Hymenoptera, Figitidae. The transcript is spliced from 3 exons. The record is from RefSeq and is a predicted model, not a curated record. Gene Ontology annotation, molecular function: sulfiredoxin activity. Bases 82 to 495 code for a protein of 137 amino acids. Gene Ontology annotation, cellular component: cytoplasm. Gene Ontology annotation, biological process: cellular response to oxidative stress.
AAAGAGAGAGAAAAAAAAGUAGGGAGACACUGUAAAAGUGACACAAGUUGAAAGAGAACUUCAUUCAUUAGCAAGUCAGCUAUGAUAUUACCUUCAAAAUUGAAAGUCUUACGUCUGAUAAAUCCGAGCAAUAAAUAUAUAGGUUCAAUUGUGAAUGAAAAAAUGACGAGUAUUCACUCGAGCGAGAAUGCAGAAAUUCAUGAGAUGCCAAUGAAUGUAUUGAUUAGACCAUUUCCACCGGAAGUUAAUGAGGAAAAGGUGAAGAGUUUGAUGAAAACUUUACAGGAUCCUGAGACUGAAUCGUUGGUACCUCCUGUUGAUGUUCUCUGGAUUACAGGAAGAGAAGGCGGCGAUUAUUAUUAUUCAUUUGGAGGUUGCCAUCGUUAUACAGCUCAUCAAAAACUUGGCAAACCAACAAUACGAGCAAAACUAAUAAAAUCGACAGUUACAGAUUUACGAAGUUAUCUUGGUAAUUCAACACCCGAUCUCAAAUAAAAUUCUAAUCUUUUUGAAAAUCGUAUUUACGCAAUUACAAAUAAAAAUUAUUCAUGUAACUUUUGUAUAUUCCUGUUGGAAAAAAACAAUAUUAGUACAGAAUUAAAAAAAAACUAUUUAUUAAAAAAAACUUAACUUCA